CGAGAGUCGAGAGACGUGAAACUGAUGCAGUGAGUGUCAGGGAACUGAAGCAACUCCUUUUUCACUUCACUUCACUAGUAUAAAAGUCAAUCAUUGCCAUCAUAAAUUGAUCAUUGAUUAUUUCACGAUAAUAUCGAUUGAACUCCCGAAAUCAUAAAUAACACAAGAUGUUCGGUCCAGGAUCAACGCCGAUCGUAGUUCUAAGUCAGAACACGAAACGUGACUGCGGCAGGAAAGUGCAGAAAGAAAACAUUCAAGCUGGCAAAGCCAUUGCGGACGUCAUCCGGACAUGUCUGGGUCCCCAAGCAAUGCUGAAGAUGCUGAUGGACCCCACAGGAGGUAUAGUAAUGACCAACGACGGUAACGCAAUUCUACGUGAGAUAACAGUUCAGCAUCCAGCGGCAAAAUCGAUGAUAGAGAUAGCUCGUACUCAGGAUGAAGAAGUCGGAGACGGCACCACCUCAGUAAUAGUCCUGGCAGGAGAGAUUCUGGCAACAGCCGAGCCCUUCCUGGAGCAGGGAACGCAUCCCACCGUCAUCAUCAGGGCAUACAGACAGGCUCUCGAGGACAUGGUGAAGAUUCUGGAGGAUCAGGUCAGCAUUAGUCUGGACGUAAAUGAUAGGAACAGAGUCAUUGAGGUGGUGAAGUCCUGCGUAGGAACGAAAUUCAUCGGUCGUUGGUCGGAGCUGGCUUGUCAAAUUGCCAUUGACGCUGUCAACACUGUUCUGCUUGAGGAGAAUGGACGACGUGAAAUUGACAUUAAGAGAUACGCAAAGGUGGAGAAAAUCCCGGGUGGCAGUAUCGACGAGAGCCAUGUGCUCCGUGGAGUGAUGCUCAACAAAGACGUGACGCAUCCGAAGAUGAAGAAGAGCAUCAAGAAUCCCAGGAUUGUCCUGCUAGAUUGUUCCCUAGAGUACAAAAAGGGCGAGUCCCAGACCAAUGUGGAGAUCAUGAAGAAUAUGGACUUCACGAGAAUUCUGGAGCUCGAGGAGGAGUUCAUCAAGAAAAUCUGCGAUGAGGUGAUCGCUAUCAAGCCAGAUGUUGUCUUCACUGAGAAGGGAGUCGCCGAUCUGGCCUCUCACUACCUGCUGAAGGCAGGCAUCUCAGUUAUUCGACGUGUUCGCAAGUCUGAUAACAACAGGAUUGGAAGGGCUUGUGGAGCAACUGUUGUCAACCGAACUGACGAGCUCAGGGAGGAGGAUGUGGGCACUGGGGCUGGACUGUUUGAGAUUAAGAAGAUUGGGGAGGAGUACUUCUGCUUUAUUACAGAGUGCAAGGAUCCCAAGGCUUGUACCAUUGUUUUGCGAGGUGCCAGCAAGGAUGUGCUUAAUGAAACUGAGAGGAAUCUUCAGGAUGCCCUUCAUGUCGCCAAGAACCUGCUUAUUGAACCCAAAUUGGUUCCAGGUGGUGGAGCUGUGGAGAUGGCCGUGUCUCGUCUUCUGAACGAAAACGCAGCAGGUAUAGCCGGCGUCGAACAAUGGCCAUACAAAGCAGUGGCUCAAGCCCUGGACAUAAUUCCCCGAACUCUCGCUCAAAACUGCGGCGCCAACAUAAUCCGCACCCUGACAGCCCUGCGUGCAAAGCAUGCAACCGAGGGCAACACCUGGGGAAUCAACGGUGAAACCGGUGAGUUAGUAGACAUGAAGGAGGCCGGCAUCUGGGAGCCACUGAGUGUCAAAAUGCAGACGUACAAAACAGCCAUUGAGACAGCUAUUCUCCUCCUGAGAAUCGACGACAUCGUCUCGGGAAUCAAGAAGAAGGGAAAUGACAUUCAGCAGAAUGCUACGCCCACAGACCAGUCGAUGAUGGAGUGAUAAACCCAAGCGAGAUAAUAAAUUGCUUAAUUUUUUAUAACUUUGAAUUUACUCUAAUGAAGCACUCCAUUUUCUUAUUCGUUCUUUCGCAUUUUUUUGUCAGUGAAGUAUUUUACAUGCAUUUGUAAAAGUUGAAUGAAAAAAACAACACUAUAA
Diachasmimorpha longicaudata is the source of this 1970-nucleotide messenger RNA. It is a transcript of the gene CCT3, whose product is annotated as T-complex protein 1 subunit gamma. Gene Ontology annotation, molecular function: ATP hydrolysis activity; ATP-dependent protein folding chaperone; ATP binding. The record is from RefSeq and is a predicted model, not a curated record. Bases 168 to 1814 code for a protein of 548 amino acids. Lineage: Eukaryota; Metazoa; Arthropoda; Insecta; Hymenoptera; Braconidae. Gene Ontology annotation, cellular component: chaperonin-containing T-complex. Gene Ontology annotation, biological process: protein folding. The transcript has 4 exons.